GGACGUUGACAAGUGGAUCCAAGAUGGCGCAGAAAGUAAUGACAGGAAUGGAUGAAGUAAUAGAGCAUUAAUGAACUACAGUACUGGUGAGAUGCGUAAGAAAUUUUAAAGAGCUCUGAUGGGCUAUUUGGGUGAUACCCAGUGCAGUGAACUGCAGGAUUUUUGUCCCUGAGUCAUGGAAGACAGAAGAGCUGAGAAGUCAUGUGAACAAGCGUGUGAAUCACUGAAGAGGCAAGACUAUGAGAUGGCCCUCAAGCACUGCACAGAGGCCCUCCUCUCUCUCGGCCAGUACUCCGUGGCUGACUUCGCAGGGCCAUGUCCCCUGGAGGUAGAAAGUAUUAAGAUCGAGAGUCUUCUUUACAGAAUCGCCUCGUUUCUGCAACUGAAAAACUAUGGACAAGCUGAUGAAGAUUGUAGGCAUGUUCUGGGAGAAGGUCUGUCCAAGGGAGACGGUGCUUUCCGGGCAGUGCUUUGCUGCAUGCAACUGAAAGGGAAGCUCCAACCUGUGUCCAGCAUUCUCGCCAAGUCACUGACGGGAGAGUCCCUGAAUGGGAUGGUAACAAAAGAUUUAACAAGAUUAAAAACACUUCUCACAGAAACAGAGACAUCAACUAGUAAUGUCAUCACUGGAUAUCAUGUGGAAGACUUAGAAGAGGGCUCUUGUAAUGGUUGGCAUUUCCGCCCCCCACCCAGGGGAAUCACAAGCAGCGAGGAGUAUACUUUAUGUAAAAGAUUUCUAGAGCAAGGAGUCUGUAGGUACGGUGCCCAGUGUACUUCAGCACAUUCCCAGGAAGAACUAGCAGAAUGGCAAAAAAGAUAUGCUUCACGGUUGAUAAAAUUGAAACAGCAAAAUGAGAAUAAACAGCUUUCAGGCAGUUACAUGGAAAGCCUGAUAGAAAAGUGGAUGAAUUCAUUAUCUCCUGAGAAAGUGCUUAGUGAAUGUCUAGAAGGAGUAAGGGUAGAGCAUAAUCCCGAGCUGUCGGUUACUGUCAACACCAAGAGAUCUCACCAGACAUGGACCUUUGCUCUUACUUGUAAGCCUGCAAGAAUGCUGUGCCGCGUAGCAUUGCUUUAUGAUGCUCAUCGUCCUCAUUUUAGUAUCAUUGCAAUAUCUGCCGGAGAUAGUACUACCCAGGUAUCACAAGAAGUCCCCGAAAACUGUCAAGAAUGGAUAGGAGGCAAAAUGACCCAAAAUGGAUUAGAUCAUUACGUGUAUAAAGUCGGGAUAGCAUUUAACACAGAAAUAUUUGGAACUUUUCGCCAAACCAUAGUUUUCGACUUUGGAUUGGAACCAGUGCUCAUGCAAAGAGUAAUGAUUGAUGCAGCUUCUACAGAAGAUCUUGAAUACCUGAUGCACGCGAGACAGCAGCUUGUAACCACAGCUAAGCGCUGGGAUUCUUCUUCUAAGACUAUUGUAGAUUUUGAGCCUAAUGAAACUACUGAUUUGGAGAAGAGCCUUCUUAUCAGAUACCAAAUUCCUCUCUCUGCUGACCAGCUCUUUACCCAGUCUGUUUUAGACAAAUCAUUGACCAAGACCAACUAUCAGUCACGGUUGCAUGACCUUCUUUAUAUUGAGGAGAUUGCCCAGUAUAAAGAAGUCAGCAAGUUCAACCUCAAAGUGCAGUUGCAGAUUCUUGCAAGCUUCCUGCUCACUGGAGUCUCUGGAGGUGCAAAGUAUGCUCAGAAUGGACAGCUUUUUGGUCGCUUUAAGCUUACUAAAACACUUUCUGAAGAUACUUUGGCUGGACGGCUUGUGAUGACCAAAGUCAAUGCUGUUUAUUUAUUACCAGUCCCUAAGGAGAAGUUAGUACAGACACAGGGAACCAAAGAGAAGGUUUAUGAAGCUACUAUUGAAGAAAAAACAAAAGAGUAUAUAUUUUUGAGGAUACCCAGGGAAUGCUGUGAAGAAUUAAAUCUUCGGCCCGAUCAUGACACCCAGGUUGAACUCCAAUUUCAAUUAAAUCGGUUACCCCUCUGUGAAAUGCACUAUGCGCUAGACAGGAUCAAGGACAAUGGCGUUUUAUUUCCUGAUAUCACUAUGACUCCAACCAUACCUUGGAGUCCCAACAGACAGUGGGAUGAACAGUUAGAUCCUCGGCUAAAUGCAAAGCAGAAAGAGGCUGUCUUGGCCAUUACAACUCCUCUUUCAAUACAACUGCCUCCUGUUCUCAUCAUUGGGCCCUAUGGGACAGGCAAAACCUUCACUCUCGCUCAGGCUGUCAAGCACAUACUACAGCAGCAGGAGACAAGCAGGAUUCUCAUUUGCACCCAUUCUAAUAGUGCUGCUGACCUCUACAUAAAGGAUUAUUUACAUCCGUAUGUAGAAGCAGGCAAUCCCCAGGCAAGACCUCUCAGGGUUUAUUUCAGAAAUCGCUGGGUAAAGACUGUCCACCCAGUUGUGCAUCAAUACUGUUUGACCUCAAGCGCACACUGCACCUUCCAGAUGCCACAGAGAGAAGAUAUUCUUAAACACCGAGUGGUGGUUGUCACAUUGAGUACUUCCCAGUACCUCUGUCAGUUGGAUCUUGAACAUGGUUUUUUUACGCACAUUCUAUUAGAUGAAGCUGCCCAGGCCAUGGAGUGUGAAACCAUUAUGCCUCUAGCGUUAGCGACUAAGAACACUCGGAUUGUUUUGGCGGGUGAUCACAUGCAGCUAAGUCCUUUUGUUUACAGCGAGUUUGCCCGGGAGAGAAACCUUCACGUCUCGUUGCUUGACCGACUCUACGAGCAUUACCCUGCCGAGUUUCCCUGCAGGAUCCUGCUGUGUGAGAACUACCGCUCCCAUGAAGCUAUCAUCAAUUACACCUCUGAGCUCUUCUAUGAGGGCAAACUGAUGGCCAGUGGAAAGCAGCCAGCACACAAGGAUUUCUACCCACUAACUUUUUUUACAGCACGAGGGGAAGAUGUACAAGAAAAAAAUAGCACAGCUUUUUAUAAUAACGCAGAGGUGUUUGAAGUCGUGGAGCGUGUAGAAGAAUUAAGAAGAAAGUGGCCAGUUGCGUGGGGCAAGUUAGAUGACGGCAGUAUCGGCGUGGUGACUCCUUAUGCCGAUCAGGUCUUCAGGAUACGUGCUGAACUUCGCAAAAAGAGACUGUCUGACGUCAGUGUAGAAAGGGUGCUCAAUGUUCAAGGAAAGCAGUUCAGAGUUUUGUUUCUUAGCACAGUGCGUACGAGGCAUACCUGUAAGCAUAAACAGACCCCAAUUAAAAAGAAAGAGCAACUGCUGGAAGACUCCACUGAGGACUUGGAUUACGGCUUUUUAUCCAACUACAAGCUUCUCAACACUGCCAUUACACGAGCACAAUCCCUGGUUGCUGUGGUGGGUGACCCCAUUGCCCUGUGCUCUAUUGGAAGGUGCAGGAAAUUUUGGGAGCGGUUUAUUGCCCUGUGUCAUGAAAACCACAGCCUACAUGGAAUCACCUUUGAACAGAUCAAAGCUCAGCUUGAGGCCUUAGAACUAAAGAAGACGUAUGUGCUGAAUCCACUGGCGCCUGAGUUUAUCCCCCGGGCCCUGAGACUGCAGCAUUCAGGAAACACAAACAAGCUGCAGCAGUCCCCCCCCAAGGGAAAAAACCUCCAUCAUACUCAAAAUGAUCAUUUCCAGACUGAUGGGAUUGUUCCACCCAGCCCUUCCGUGCUGAUCGGCAGCCCUAUCCGAGCGUAUACUCCUCCACCCCCUCUUGGACCUCACCCGAAUCUGGGGAAGUCUCCAAGCCCUGUUCAAAGACUAGACCCCCACACUGGGACGAGUAUUCUUUAUGUUCCUGCUGUCUAUGGAGGGAAUGUGGUUAUGUCGGUGCCUUUACCUGUACCAUGGACAGGAUACCAGGGUAGGUUUGCAGUUGAUCCGAGAAUAAUUACACAUCAGGCAGCGAUGGCCUACAAUAUGAACCUGUUGCAGACACAUGGACGGGCGUCUCCUGCACCUUACGGCCUUGGGCACCACCCACCUGUUAGCAUAGGGCAAGCACAGCACCAGCUUCAGGAAAAGGAACUACAUGAACAAAGUCGAAAUGGUAAAAGUGACACAAGUAAUCCUGGACCUGAAAUUAAUAAGAUUCGAACACCAGAGAAAAAGCCUACAGAAUCAAAACAGGUUGAUUUGGAAUCAAAUCCACCGAACAGAAGUCCCGAAUCACGUCCCAGUGUUAUUUACCCCAAUACCAAAUUUCAUCGCAAAGAUAAUCUCAACCCAAGGCACCUCAGUCUCCCUCUUCCGGCCCCCCACGCCCAGUACGCGAUCCCUAGCCGGCAUUUCCCCCCUCUCCCCCAGCUCCCCAGGCCACCGUUCCCAGUCCCGCAGCAGCACACUCUGUUAAGUCAACCGCAGCAGCACACUUUGCCUGAGCAGCCCAAUCAAAUGCCGCCCCAGCCGAGUCAGGUAGCCCAGCCGCAGCAGCAGCAGCCGCCGAAUCAGCUGGCCCAGCAGCCACCGCCUCAACUUUCUCCUGCCUAUCAGGCAGGACCCGGCGGCGCUUUUUUUAACCACGCAGUCUCUCAUCGACCGCAGUCCCCUCCUGCACAGACUGUGCUUCCUGAGCAGCACCCCCCCAUGCUGCAGGAAGGACACGGACACAGUCCUCUGCGAGCCGUCGCGCAGCCUGGCCACAUCCUUCCUGCGCACCUGAAUAACUUCGCUGAUGAGAGCCCUGCAGGGCUGCCGGUGGGGGAGGUUCUGGACCGUAUGCACGGGAGUGUAGCUCUGGAGACUUUACGGCAGCAGCAGAUGCGUUUGCAGCAGUGGAGUGAGCACCAUGCCUAUCUCAGUCAGGGCGGCAUUCCAUACCCGUACCCUCACCUCCAGCAUCUCCCCCAGCCUCCCACUGGAUUGCACCAGACCCCCCUGAGAGCAGACUGGAAGCUUCCCGGCAGUGCUGAAGAGGAAGCAGAAGCAGCGGACUCCAGGUUUCAAGACUUAACCAGAGAACUGUCUAAUCGUGAUCAAAGUGAAACACGGGGACUAGCUGAAAUGCCGCCACCUCAGUCAAGACUUUUGCAAUAUAGACAAAUUCAGACUCGGAGCCCACCAGCAAUCCCAUCUCCCCCGUCCAGCACAGACCACAGUAGCCAUUUUUCUAAUUUUAACGACAGCAGCAGAGACGUUGAAGUAGCCAACAGCCCAGCAUUUCCACAGCGCCUACCCCCCCAGAUAUUCAGCUCACCUUUCUCAUUGCCAUCUGAACACAUUGCCCCUCCUCCCUUGAAAUACCUGGCACCAGAUGGAGCGUGGACUUUUGCCAACUUACAACAGAGUCACCUGAUGGGGCCGGGUUUUCCCUACGGCCUACCUCCACUGCCUCACAGGCCACCGCAGAACCCUUUUGUACAAAUACAGAAUCAUCAACAUGCGAUCGGUCAAGAGCCGUUUCACCCACUGUCAUCUCGAACAGUGUCUUCUUCUUCGCUCCCUAGCUUAGAAGAGUAUGAACCCAGAGGACCUGGCCGGCCCUUGUACCAAAGAAGAAUCUCAUCUAGCUCAGUCCAGCCUUGUUCUGAAGAAGUGAGCACUCCUCAAGACAGUCUUGCUCAGUGUAAAGAGCUGCAGGACCAUAGUAACCAGUCUCCUUUCACUUUUUCAUCCCCGGAGUCCUGGGUAAACACCACCUCAUCUGCCCCCUACCAGAACAUUCCGUGCAAUGGAUCCAGCAGGACAGCUCAGCCCAGGGAGUUGAUCGCUCCGCCCAAGACCGGCAAACCCCCAGAGGAUCAACUCAAGUCUGACAGCCUGGAGGUGUCCAGCUCCUUCAACUACAAUGUGCUGCAGCAUCUCGGCCAGUUUCCCCCCCUCAUGCCCAACAAGCAGCUCGCAGAGUCAGCCCACAGCAGUAGCCAGCAGAGCUCUGGGGGCAGCAAGCCCACCAUGUCCUAUGCCAGUGCUCUGCGGGCCCCGCCCAAGCCCAGGCCCCCCCCUGAGCAGACCAAGAAGAGCAGCGACCCUCUGUCUCUGUUCCAGGAACUUAGCCUGGGCAGCUCGUCAGGCAGCAAUGGCUUUUACUCCUACUUUAAGUGAUCUUUUUUUUUUUCCUCAAGGGAGAAUGUUUUAAUUUGUUUGUAUCAUUAGAAUUAAGAUAGUUGGACUUCAUCUGUAGAUGCACAGUUCCCUUUGUUUGAAUAUUAAAUAUGUUCUCACUUAAUUGCUUUGCUGCUAGACUUGCAACUAAUUUUUAAAAAGUAUAUUCCAUUAUUUCACAUUUUUGACAUGUCAGAAUUUUGACAGCUUUUAUGUAGAAUAAAAAUAUUUUUAAAUUUGUGUAUUGUUAUAUAUGUUUGCAUCAAGCUAGCAGCUAAGAGGUUAAUUGUGCAACUAUUAAAAAAAAGAGAAAAAAAAGUUUGUCUAAAAUGUAUUUAAAAAGAAAAAAAAUUGUAAGUAGCAUUUACAUUUAUCCAAUAAUAUUACCAUAUGCUGGGUUUCUGUACCAGAAAUGGCCAGUUGAUGUACAAAUGUAUGUUAUUUUUGCUUAAAUUCAUUUAAAAUUUUUUAAAAUAAAGGGGCAGCAUCUUCUAAAUACUUUAAGUUUUAUCAGCUUUCCCCCCCUUUUUUUUUGGUGACAGGAUGCUGCAUUCUAAAACUUCUACAGUUUUAGACUAAGUGUGAUGUGCUCUCCACCCCCAUAGGAUGGAGUUAAAGGCAUUCUUUGCAGGUGAUUUUGUAUGUCUUUGUUUUUUUGUAAGGUGAAAAAAAACAUUGGCUUACUUAUUUUUCUGGACAAGCUGGACUCCAAGCUUGUUUUUAAUGUUAAUUUGAUUGUGUGUGUGUGUGCGUGUGCGUGUGCGUGUGCGUGUGUGUGUGUGUGUGUGUGUAUGUUUUUUUUUUAAACAAAUCAUGAAGCUGAAAAACUUAGGAUUGUUGGUGCUUAGUAGACUUGAUAACUAUUUUAAAAAUGCGUGAAUUUAGUAAAAUACUUUUCCCUCACUAUGCAUGUGUAAAUGUUUGUAAUCUGGCUUCCCUCCUCCUCCACUGGUAUAAAGGAUUGUGCCGCUUUAAGCCCCCCCAAGAGUUUUGGUACCUUCUUUGAUGUUUACAUUAAAAUGUGACAUUAUACAUGGCAAUUCAGAUAUUUUGCUAACUUCUGUUUGAGGACCAUCUUGAAAGAGAUUUCCUAUUUGUUAAAAAUGUAUCAAAAUCCAUCAAAAUCUGGGUUUAGAAGCUACCCUUUUCAUGUCUUUUGAUUCUUUGAAAAUAACCCCCCACACACUAUACUUGCAUAAAAUUUAAGUAUCUGUCUUAACUA
Erinaceus europaeus (western European hedgehog) is the source of this 7232-nucleotide messenger RNA. RefSeq names its product helicase with zinc finger (gene HELZ). Gene Ontology annotation, cellular component: cytosol; P granule. Gene Ontology annotation, biological process: regulatory ncRNA-mediated post-transcriptional gene silencing. The transcript has 33 exons. NCBI's taxonomy places the organism in Eukaryota, Metazoa, Chordata, Mammalia, Eulipotyphla, Erinaceidae. The record is from RefSeq and is a predicted model, not a curated record. Bases 176 to 6010 code for a protein of 1944 amino acids. Gene Ontology annotation, molecular function: helicase activity; metal ion binding; ATP binding.